CUCUAGCAGAAGCGGCUGUGGCGGGGAGCAGCGGCGGCGGCCGUGAGGAGAGGGCAGGAGCAGGGCCGGGCAGGCACCGGGCCGGGACCGGGCCGCAGGCUGACCCGAAGACCUGUACCAAGGAGUUGCACAAGAGGAGGAGAUAGAAACUGGAAGCUCUCUGAAUGUGCUGUCCACAGACUUAAGGCUUCUUUGGAGACUCAAGAUGAUCUCUGAGAAGAGAUGCUUUCUGGAGGGGUUGUGCUGAAGACAGAGCACUGCAGUCUCUAACUGGGACAGCUCCUGCUGGUCUGGAGCUGAGAUUGACUUCUCUCCCUCCCUUUUCCCUUGGAGAUGUUGCAGAGAUUUAAUCUGACCUCUUCCUCCUCACCUGAAGCCUGCCGUGGCGAUGAUCCCACAGCCAGAUCCGACCACCAAAGAGAAGAGGAUUGUGUGUUUGAAACUGGGCCGUCGUUGUAACUGAACUGGAAUUUACUCCCUGCUUGCAUUCCUGGAACGAGUGCUCUUUCUCUGCUUGUCUGUGUGUGUGUUUUGAGCCGCUCCUCCCUCAUCUUGUUUGGGAUUCCUGGGCUUGCCACGCUGAAUUUGCCCAUGGCUUUCCUGAUGAAAAAGAAGAAAUUCAAGUUUCAGACAAGCUUCACUCUAGAAGAGCUGACUGCUGUCCCCUUCGUCAAUGGGGUUCUGUUCUGCAAAAUCAGGCUGCUAGACGGAGGAGACUUUGCUAGCUUAUCCACCAGAGAGGAAGUGCAGGAAAACUGUGUCCGCUGGAAGAAGAAAUUCACCUUUGUGUGUAAAAUGAGUGCCAACCCAGCCACAGGACUCCUGGACCCCUGCAUCUGCCGAGUGUCUGUCCGGAAGGAGCUGAAGGGCGGAAAAACCUACUCAAAGCUGGGCUUUGCUGAUCUCAAUCUGGCAGAGUUUGCGGGCUCUGGAUCCACUGUGCGUUGUUGCUUGCUGGAAGGAUACGAUACUAAGAACACCCGACAGGACAACUCCAUCCUAAAGGUCACGAUUGGAAUGUCCCUGCUGUCAGGGGACCCCUGCUUCAAAACGCCUCCCUCCACUGCCAAAUCCAUCACCAUACCGGGACAGGACUCUUCCCUGCAGCUGACCUGUAAGGGCGAGGGAACCACGAGCAGCAGCAGCAGCAGCAGCGGUUCAGCCACGAUUGGCUCCUUGCGUCAGACCAAGCCAAGAGCUGCCAUUCUCAGCUCGGGUGUCCCAGAAGAACCGGAUCAGAACCUAUCCAGCCCAGAGGAAGUCUUCCACUCAGGGCACUCGCGGAACUCCAGCUACGCCAGCCAGCAGUCCAAGAUCUCUGGUUACAGCACAGAGCACUCCCGCUCUUCGAGUAUGUCUGACUUGACCCAUCGCCGGAACACCUCCACCAGCAGCAGUGCAUCUGGGGGGCUGAGCAUGACAGUGGAGUGCCCUGAAGGAGAGCGGGACCACAAGCUGGAGAAGCCACCUCGCCCCCCUAGGCCAGCCAUCCUGCUGGAUAGACCCUCCCGGAGGAAAAAGGAUUCAGUGGAGAGUCACCCAACACGAGUGGAUGACACCAGGAUCGAUGCUGAUGAUAUAGUGGAGAAAAUAAUGCAGAGUCAGGACUUCACAGAUGUCAGCAAUACUGAAGACAGUAACCUGAGGCUGUUUGUAAGCAGAGAUGGAACAACUACAUUGAGCGGUAUUCAGCUGGGAAACAGGGUCUCAUCUGGAGUUUACGAGCCAGUGGUGAUUGAAACCCACUAAAUGUGAAGAACAGGGUAGAGCUGCUGGAAACAGGCCCCCUACCCAGUCCGCUGCCACAUGGAUGCCAACCUUUACCUCUCUUCAUGCAGCAUUCCAGAAGGGAUUUCUCCACACCCCUCCCCAUACAUUUGCACUGCAGAACUACUCCGAGACCACUCCAGAUCAUGCACUUUUUCCUGAGUUGGCAUUACCCUUCUCCACUUCCCAGUUCUUCCAGUGCCUGCCUUCCCCCUGUUUCUGUUCGGAUGUAAGGUGUCUGUUGGGCUUAUCCUUAGUCCUAGAGGAUGUUGCUCGUGUGCAUCCCUCACUCCACCCAUUCACUUGCAGCAGGGGACUUCUCAUCUUCUGUCUCCCCAAAGCAUUGGGUUUAUACCACUGUGAACUCUUGAAACCACUGGGGGAGAGGGGGAAACCGUUGUAACCAAACCGAGAGCUGCUUGUGGGUGACACGGUGAAAUGGCCACUUGCAGGAUGCUUUAUCCCAUUGACUGUGCAAGGGAACAUCACCUUCCAAGGCAACGGUUUUUACGGAACAAGGUAUGCUAUGGUGUACACUUCACCUUCCUGCCCUCAAAUCCCCAAACAUCCUCUUGUCUCAUAGGAAAUACUUCCCAAAAGUGCAUUUCAGAAAACUACCACGAUCCAGAUGGGAGUUAAUAACAGUUAAAUGCUAAUGCUGUUAUACCACUAACUGCAUUACACCCUUCCACUGCUGGGCAUGGAAGGGCAGUGUUCAUCUGUUAGCAUUAGCAGGAGCACUUUAGAGGUUCCAGAUUUUACCUGGAAGAGGCUUCUACUUGGUGUUCCAGGAGUGUGAUCCCUGUUUGCUGCACUGAGCCAGCAAAUCAUCACUGUUGGAGCUUGGAAUACAAAGCCUCUUUUUUUUGUUGUUUUCUUCUUUUUUUGUUGUUAUUUUAGGCUCAGGAAGGGAAGUGCCCUUCUUGAACUGUGAAAAGAAUCUGGCUAUCUGAUAGCUCUCCCCUGGGCCAGGGCAGGGUGCAGUUGACUGUGGUGGUCUCUCUGUUGUGGUGGUGAUUAACAAUUGCCUCUCUUGGCCUGCUCCGGGGAGGGAAUUGCUGUUGGUUGGCCUUUCUUGCCCUGUCAGUGGGGAUCUGUGCCUGUGCUGGUUCUUUCUGGGGCUGGGGAGAAGCCACUGUCUCUGCCUUCACAGGUAGGAUGGGUGUCUUCUGCUGUGUUAGCCACGGCAGCCGUUCUUACCUGCUCUGUGGCGAGUGAACUCUUCUGACAAGGCUUCAAACUGUUCUCUGGUUGAUCUUUCAAUUGUUCCUCUUUGGGUUUGGUUCCUGCCGUUGGUUGAUGCUUGAGUUGCCUCUUUUCCUUGCAGUGUGUGGCAGAGAUGUUGGUUGGUCCCUUUCAGCUCUCACUUAGAUUCUCCUGGCAGCUGAUCUGCAGAUAAGGAUGUAGGCAAAGUCCAGCCAGGGGCUGUGCUUGCAGCCCUUCCUGUACAGAGACUCUCAGCUGAGAAGCUAUUUCCUUGUAGUGCCCUUUCCUCUUUUGCCAGUGGACUGUGGUGCACUCGGAGCAAUGGCACCCUCUUGGGCACGGCUGGGAACGUGCCCUCCUCUGACACACGUGUGUGUGCACACACUUGUCCCAUUCAGUGAGGAGAAACUUGUAACUGAUCACGUUGUUGUUCCAAUUCUUAGCUAUUGGAAAGCCUUUUCUUAAUGGGAAAGUAAAAAGGGUGAGCUAUGGUCUCUGUAGCCACAAUGCAUGCAGAUGAGCUACUGGAAAAGGGAAUUUGGCAGAAUGAGAAACAAGGAAUGAAAGGACCUGAUUUAUAGUUUCUGCCCUGCUAGCUAAGGAUGGCUGCAUGGGAGUGUGCUAGGCAGGGUGGCAAAGCUAUACAGCUGCUCACUGUGAUUUGACAGUUUCUCUCUUUGAGUCAAGAGGUUUCUUUCUGCAUUUGGACAGACCACAUGUAGGAUAUGGAUCUUUUUUCACCCUUUCCCUUCAAAGGGAAUUAAAUUUGGAUUAGGGUAAGGAGGGGGUACAGACAACACCUUGCUUUGGUUUAAUGUAGGGAAGAAGUAUCGGAUCUUUUGAGUCUGUCUAGAACAAAAGCUCUUUCACAUUUGCUGAAGGUUCUUAAUGGUGAUCUCUUCAUUCAGUCUGGGUAGGUUUGGCACUUGCUUGCAGGCUGGUGAGCAUCCUGCCCUGCUCCUGGGGUGCUGUGUGUCUGCAGGAAGGGGAGGACCACUCGCUUUUCUCUCUCCCUGGGGCUUUGCCAGAAAGCCAGGCCUGGCCUGACCCUCUGCUCUGGCCAGGGUGAGGGCAGCAGCAGGCUCAGCCAGCAAUGGGUGUUCAGCCUGCCUGUGGAGCUGCUCCAUAGCACAGAGCCCCGGCUGCUCCCCAGGGGCCAGCAAAGCCCCUUGUGGGGGGAAUCAGGUCCAACCAGGACAUAAAAGGAGCAAACAUAAGCCAGGAAAGAGGCCAAAACCCAGCUCACUUGUGCUGCUCUGCUUCUGUUCCCAUGGAGAACAAUGGCACUGGCUGUCAGAGCGGUUGGCUUUCUCCUGGGCUCCAUUGGCAAGAGUCAGCUGCUCCGAGGUGCUGGCAGCUCGGCCUGUCAUGAAAUCACCAGUGGGACACACAGAGGGAGGAAUCUCUUCCCAGCAAAGCAAAAGGAGAAGCAGUUGAGCUUUCCAGAAAGCUGGUCUCAUCUUCCCAGGCUGGCAGAGGCAUAGCCUGCUCCAUCCCAUAGCUGUGGCCAACCUGGGCACAUCUCUGCCUUCUUCUCCAGUGGCGUGGCACAUCACCGCUUGUGGGUUUUGAUAACUGUCUCAUGGGGUGUCUGUUCCUUGUCUCCACGUUAUUGACUCCACAGAUCCUGGUCUUUAUGUAGCUUUUUAGCUCUCCUACCCUUGGUUUUGAAUUAGAAAGCAGCCGUAGCCGUUCAGCCUGGUGCAGCACAGCCAGGGCUGUGGCACCCAGAGGGAGGAAGGAGCACUCUGUUCCUAUUCCUGGAUCCCACACAGAGCUCCCACUGCAGUGCCCAUUGGUGGGCAUGGAGGCCGUGGUGCUGGCAGUGGGAUCCCUUGUCCUGCAGACUCGCUGCCACCUCGGGAAGCUGCAUCUCACAAGCACUUUUCUCCGUGUGGCAUCGCUUGCCCUCUGUUCCUCAGUGGACUUUGAGCAUUGAAGCAGUGCAUCGGUUUCAGACCCAAACCUCUGGUUGGUUUUCUUUGGGGUUUUCUUUUUUGUUGUGAAGUUUAUUGAGUUUUGUUUUUUUUUUAAUCAACCCAGCAGGCUGGUGGUUUUUUUGACUUGCAUUAUUGUUUCAUUGAUAUUUUAUUCCUGGGGAGGGGGUUGAAGGGGGAGGAUGCUCUUCCCCACAUCAUUCCCCUUCUCAGGGGAUUCAGAGGUGGCUUAAACUAAAAGGACCUUAUUGGCAAGACUCUGCAUCCCUACGGUCUGUGAUGCUGGUGAGCAGGGCUGCUCCUGCCUGGCUGAUCCAGAGAGCAGAGCUGGCCUCUGCUUUGGACUGGAGGCCGGGUGAGAUGUGUGGGCUCUGCUCAACCAGUUCCUGGACCUUUAGUUGGUGGAAGCCGAUUGCAAAGAGUUGAGAAAUUCAUGAUAACUUUUUUUGGUUUACUAACUUUCUUUUCUUUUUAAACCAAUCUAAACUGAGUGAAUGUCCAUAAGAACAGGCUUAGCUGUGACUUGGUGAAGGAGAUGGCUUUCAAUUGGAAAUUGUGAUGGGGGGGAGGGGGAAAAAAGGGGGGAGGAGAAGGAUGUUGUUCCUCCAUCAUCUUUUGUAUGGCCAGCACUUUAAAUGGGGGCCCUCGUGCUGUCCUGUCACUUGGGGCAGCAGGUGCGUGAUCUCUCCCCCUCCUCAUCCUCCUUACAAAUAAGCCCUUUUUAAACGCUUGCUUCAGUGUAUAGAGGGUCCCAAGCCCUGCAGAGCACCCGUUUCAGUCUCAUCUCCAUAGGAGGGGGGUGAACUUCUUAUUUAUUGUUGUCGUCGCUGUUUCUUUUGAACCCACUGGCACCUGCAGCUGGACUCUGCACGUGCGACGUGUUGUGAACCUCUGGGAAAACCUCACUCCAGGUACGCUUAGAGCACGUAGGUUAAAACACCCCUCCUGGAGAGGGGGACCCCCCUCCUUCGCUCCCCUCCUCACUGCCUUACCCGGGAGCUGCAGAUUCACCCUCCUUUACCCCAUCACCUCUUGCUCCGGUGACAGCCCUGUGGACAAGGCUGGUCCCCAAGGCGCAAGGACCUACAAACGCUGCCUGGUCGCAGGCGUUUGUCCUUAAAGAGCCACUUCCUCGCUGGGGUGUGAGCCCCAAAUUCCCCCUCACUUCCCUCCCGAGCCUGAUGCCCUCUCCAUGUUGCAUCACCCCUGCCCAUCAGGAAGGGAGCGGACAUGGGAAACUGGGAAGUAACAAGGAAUUUGGAUGCGGCUGAGCCUCGGAACUUGUCUCAAACAUAAGGAAUAAUGGUAGAGCCCGUAUUUUUGUGGGGGGGAAAGGGGAGAUGUCGGUUUAUUUUCUUGGAAGCCAAUGGAGCUCAGUGCUGUUCAGCGGAGGCGCGCACUUGAUUUCUAUCAGAUUCUAUAGAGAGAUGGCUGAUAUUUUUGGAAAGGGAAUGAAUGGGUCUAUGCAAACUUCCAAAAUGGCUUGAAAAUAAAGAAGAAAAACAAAAGAGAUAGUUUAACAUUUUUUUACUUUGAAAUCUAAAGAGAAAAAAGCUCUAACUUUGUUUCUUAAAGUGCGUUUAGAAAGAGAAGCUACUUCCACUGCUCUAUUUUGAUGAUGAUGAUGAUGAUUCUUGGAGAGUUUGGGCUGGAGGGAAUGACUAUUUUUCAUCGUUUUUAUCUUGCUCCUCUAGUUUUGGGUUUUGUUUCUUUGUUUUUUUCUAACGGAAUGCUGUGCCGUCUUUGAUUCAACAGAGAUCGUGUUUGUAUUUUCUGUAUCUGGUUCCUAACGUAGAGAAAUAACAAAUAUAUGAGGAAAAUCAAUAUAAUGUCAAAUGUUGUUAUGGUUUGGGGGGGAAAUAAAGGGGUUUUGGUACUUCA
Molecule: messenger RNA, 6791 nt
Organism: Melopsittacus undulatus (budgerigar)
Lineage: Eukaryota; Metazoa; Chordata; Aves; Psittaciformes; Psittaculidae
Gene: EEIG1
Product: estrogen-induced osteoclastogenesis regulator 1
Exons: 12
Coding region: 592-1749 (385 amino acids)
Source: RefSeq, a predicted model, not a curated record